Messenger RNA from Paramisgurnus dabryanus, 1616 nucleotides. It is a transcript of the gene vsig8b, whose product is annotated as V-set and immunoglobulin domain containing 8b. Lineage: Eukaryota; Metazoa; Chordata; Actinopteri; Cypriniformes; Cobitidae. The record is from RefSeq and is a predicted model, not a curated record.
GGGGCGGGGCUUGAGUGGAAGCACCUGUUUACCUGCUUCAGUUCAGUUGAAUGUGAGAGUGACUAAAGGAAAGGGUACAGCAAACAGGUGAUCAAACCGCUGGAUUUUUUGGAUUAUUCUCUGAUUUUGGUCGCUGUAUCGAAAGGUUUUCUGCGAGACGUUGACAUUUGGCUAUGAUCAGACACUGGAUUACCUUCAGCUCACCGUUGGCUGCAUUAUAUGUUGUUGCAGUCUGUCUAAAUCAUGCAGGCCUCUCCAUGGCCAUAAAAGUGACAUCCACAGGGUCACAGACUGUCAAGAAAGCCCAGGGUGAGAGCCUUACUGUGGGCUGUACCUACACCGUAGACCCCUCCGUGGAUGUCGGAGAUCUGGACAUCGAAUGGUCACGUGUCAGUCAAGACAUGACCCAGAAAGAUCAGCUGAUUUUAACUUACACCGGAGGGAAACAGCACGAAUAUGGAGAGUCAGGACUGACGAGCCGCUUUAAAUUUGUUGCCGACCCCAGCCUCGGAGACGCCACGGUAACCUUCACCUCUCUGCUGGUCUCGGACACGGCCACGUACCAGUGCAAAGUCAAGAAGGUGCCGGGCAUCGACUCUAGGAAAGUCACCGUGGUGGUGCAAGUUAAACCCUCACCUCCUAAAUGCUGGGUGGAAGGCGGCGAGGAGAAGGGCUCGACUGUUUCGAUGCGAUGCAGAUCCUCACACGGUACGGCUCCUCUAAUGUACACAUGGACGAAAGAUACUGGUACCCUGCCACCGACCGCAAUACAAAAUUCUCAAACUGGAGAGAUGCUUAUCAGAAACCAUAGCGAGAGCUACACAGGGAAAUACCUCUGUGAGGUCAGCAAUGAGGUUGGCAAGGAGCAAUGCACAUACACCCUUCAAGCAUACAACCCAACCAAUAAAGUGGGAGUGAUCGUGGGAGCUGUGAUUGGUGCUUUACUGUUGCUUCUCCUCCUGCUUUUGUUACUCUGGCUCCUGAUUUGCUGUUGCCACAAGCGGCGCUAUGAAAAAGAGGUCGCCAAUGAGAUCAAGGAGGAUGCCGACGCCCCUGAAAGUCGACCUGGAAGCCGAAACACCAGUUUCCGUUCAAUGCUAGGCUACCGCGCACAUCCCGGACUACGUUACAAUUCGGUCCGGCAGGCUGAUAUAAAACGGGCCGAAUCCGGACUCAGCAGUACUUACACCGAACGCAGCAGAGCUCAAAGGGAAGCAAGCAUGCUAGCCGAUGAUCGCAGACCCCCGCUCCGAUAUGACAGCAAAUUUGGAUACCCUGUAUAACCACCGAUGUCCUCCAGGAGGCGCUGCACUGAACAGAUUAAGCUAAAGGUGCAAUACCGCGCAAGGCCAUUGCGAGAUAUGUGAACAUUCAAACUGCACAGGGGAAUAUUUUUACAGUCUUAAAUUUGGAUACAGUUCAGGAUCUUGAUUUAAUAUAUAUGCAUUGUAUAUAUGUUUUUUAUGUAUUUUUGUAUGAUUUUAUUUGUCUAAGCUUUUGCAUAGCUGGAUGUUUCGGUGAAAUUGAAAGUAAUUGCUGAUGGUCAGUUGAACAUUGAUUAAAAUAACAAAUCUAUUUAUAAGAAUAAAGUCAGUCUUUUUCAAUUGAAAGUCAAA